This is a messenger RNA of Brachypodium distachyon (stiff brome), 3756 nucleotides long. RefSeq names its product kinesin-like protein KIN-14Q. The record is from RefSeq and is a predicted model, not a curated record. The transcript has 19 exons. Gene Ontology annotation, biological process: microtubule-based movement. Gene Ontology annotation, molecular function: ATP binding; microtubule binding; microtubule motor activity. The coding region runs from base 273 to 3317 and encodes 1014 amino acids. Lineage: Eukaryota; Viridiplantae; Streptophyta; Magnoliopsida; Poales; Poaceae.
GCUGCAGCCCUCCACGUCGCCAACAGAGACACCCAACCGCUCUCUCCCCCUCACGAGCGCCACCCGCGUUCGAAAACUGAGCUCAGAAGCCCAAGAAAAGCGACCCCUCGGGCCUCACUGCCCCCCCACCACUGCCGCAGACGAGGAGUCCACCCCCGAUCCGGCCUUUCUACCCCCACGCCCCCAUCUUCUCCUCUCUCCCAGGGUGCAUACGGCGGUCGGGUCGCCGGAAUCGGUGCUGGUUUGGGUGUCUUCGAGCAGGGUUCAGGGUCAUGGCGGCGGAGAUGGUCCCUGCGGUGGCGGAGAGCGGGAGCGGGAUGCUGCGGAACCACGGGUGCGCGAGGGACAUCGACGUGUCCACCCGGAGGGCCGAGGAGGCCGCAAUUAGACGGCACGAUGCAGCCAGUUGGUUGAGAAAAACUGUUGGGAUCGUGUGCGCAAGGGACCUGCCAGAGGAGCCCUCUGAAGAGGAAUUCCGGCUUGGGAUGAGAAAUGGAAUUGUCCUUUGCAAUGCACUGAACAAGGUCCAGCCUAGUGCCAUACCUAAGAUUGUGGAAGCCCCCGCAGAUACUGUUGUGCCCACAGAUGGAUCAGCUUUGUGUGCAUAUCAGUACUUCGAGAAUUUGCGGAACUUUCUUGUCACUGUACAAGAUUUAGGACUCCCUACAUUUGAGCUAUCUGAUCUGGAGAAGGGUGGCAAGGGUGUUCGAGUUGUGGAUUGUGUUCUUUCUCUGAAGUCAUUCAGUGAAAAUAAGACAGUCGGGAGACAAACUCCAUGUAAAUAUGGUGGCAAUUUAAAGCCUUCAACAUCUGGAAAAUAUUUCAUACUCAAGAAUUCUGAUGCCUUUAUGAACAAGUUAAUUAGAAGCCACACAGCAGAGCCAAUUCAGAAUAUUUUUUCAGCUGAGCAAAACAUAGCAACUGAUCGUUGUCUAGAAUCCACUGAGAUGGCUACUCCAGAUUCCCUCGGCAUGCUUGUGCGUACGCUUCUCUUGGAUAAGAAACCAGAAGAAGUCCCAUUGGUUGUUGAGUCACUUCUAAGUACAGUUAUUAAGGAAUACGAGUGUCAGGUUUCAAACCAGCAUUUGAUGAAAUGCAUAAGUGACCCUAAAGGGACAGGGCCAUUCUCCACACCUGAUACUCUGGCGCUAGACCAAACUUCCAACAGUAAUCGAAUUAAGAUGGAUGAAGAGGAGUUAAGUUGCUUGAAGAUGAAGAAAGAUGUCGGCUCUGUAGUUCUGAAUGGUGGUUGUACAGAUCAACAGUUCCAAUCUGGGGCAGAAAUAAAAUGUGAUCUACAACAGAAACAUAUCCAGGAACUGAGAAAUAACCUUUCUUCUGUCAAGUCUGGAAUGGAACAAUUGAGAUUACAGUACUCCGAAGAUUUUACUAAAAUUGGAAAGCAUCUAAACAUCCUCUCCAGCGCGGCUUCUGGCUACCAUAAAGUUCUCGAGGAUAACCGCAAGUUGUACAACCAAAUACAGGAUCUCAAAGGAAAUAUUAGAGUAUAUUGUCGAGUGAGGCCUUUUCUAUCUGGACAAGCAAGUUCCUCAAGCAGUAUUGCUAGAAUGGAAGAAAGAACUAUCACUAUAAUCCCUCCCACAAAGUAUGGAAAAGAUGGGAGCAAAUCUUUUACUUUCAACAAGGUCUUUGGCCCGGCAGCCACUCAAGGGGAGGUCUUCUCAGAUAUGCAACCUUUAAUUCGUUCAGUUCUUGAUGGUUUCAAUGUUUGCAUAUUUGCUUAUGGCCAAACUGGAUCAGGGAAGACCUAUACAAUGAGUGGACCAGAUGUACUGAAGGAGGAAAGCAUUGGUGUUAAUUACAGAGCAUUAAAUGACUUAUUUAAUCUUCAAGCACAGAGAAAGGGGACAAUCAAUUAUGAAAUUUCUGUGCAGAUGAUUGAGAUCUACAACGAGCAAGUGAGGGAUCUCCUUCAGGAUAAAGGAAACAGAAGAUUAGAAAUUAGAAAUACUUCACUGAAAGGGCUUGCUGUUCCAGAUGCAAGCUUAGUUCCUGUCACAUCAACCUCUGAUGUUGUUGAGUUGAUGAAUCAAGGCCAAAAGAAUCGUGCAGUAGGUUCAACAGCCAUCAAUGACAGAAGCAGCCGCUCCCAUAGUUGCCUGACUGUUCAUGUCCAAGGACGUGACAUGACAUCUGGGGCAACUUUGAGAGGUUGCAUGCAUCUUGUGGAUCUAGCCGGUAGUGAAAGAGUAGAAAAAUCUGAAGUUGUAGGAGAUAGACUGAAGGAGGCACUGUACAUAAACAAGUCACUUUCAGCACUAGGAGAUGUGAUUGCGUCUCUUGCCCUGAAAAACUCGCAUGUCCCUUACCGAAACAGCAAGCUUACCCAGCUUUUGCAAGAUUCUCUAGGAGGACAAGCAAAAACACUGAUGUUUGUGCACGUAAGCCCGGAACCAGAAGCCGUGAAUGAGACAAUAAGCACCUUGAAAUUUGCUGAGCGAGUUGCCUCUGUUGAGCUUGGCACCGCAAAAGCAAAUAAGGAAGGUGGUGAGGUUAGAGAGCUGAAAGAACAGAUUGCUUGCCUCAAGGCAGCAUUGGCUAAGAAGGAAGGAGAACCAGAAAACAUUCCGAGCACACAUUCAAGCCCAAACAUAUGUAGAAUUAGCAGAGGCAAUGCAACACCUGCAUUCCCCAAAAACAGACAGCCAAUGGAAGAAGUUGGUAACCUAGAGGUCCGGAGCACCCCGAUGCAAAAAAAGCUAAAAUUUGAUUUGCCUGGCUCUGGCAUCCUUGUCGAGAACAACUCACCUAACUGGGUUGACAAUUGCAACGGUCUCCAGAAAGAAAUUGGAAUAGGUGGUUGGGUUGAUAAGGCAACAGUUGUUGAUAACCAAUUUCAGAAUGGCAAUUCCAUUCCAGAGCUGGAGCCUGAUCUCACCACCCAGCUCCCGACUUGCUUCUAUCAAAGAUACACUCCAGGGAAGCAAAGGUCUAGGGUUGAUUCAGUACCAGGCCAAGACUCGGAUGAAUUUGAUGCUGCUACUAGCAGUUUCUCAGACCGAGAAAGGAUGUUGUCCGCGAGUGGCCUGAAGGUUGUUGGUAUUUCCAAUGGAGGCCUUUCAAGUAAAAAGAAGCCUCAAGCAAACAAUGCUAACAAUAUGGCAAUGAGGACUACAAAUCAGGCAUGCAAGUCACCACCACAAUCACAGAAAAGGCUACAAACACCAAUCAGGAGUUCUGCUCAAAAGACACCAAUCAGGAGCUCUGCUCAGAAAGCACCGAUCAGGAACAGUAAGCAUCUUUUCAGUGGUACAGACGGAAGAACUCUGAAUUGUAGAAUCAGCAUAGCAAAGUAAUCUAUCAAUGUGAAGUGGAUUUUGUUUCCACCAUCCUCCUCUGGACCAGCAUCCAUUUUAACAGAAAGCUUUUUAUAGAAGUAUCUUCUGGAAACUCUCUGGAAGGAUCCACACUGUCCAGUGAUUUACAUUCAGUGGAUGAAUCAUUUUAUUAUAUCAAAGAUAGAUAGAAGAUCUCCAUGAGGACAGAAAGAAGACAAACAGGAUGGAACGGAUUUGAGACGUGUAUCUUCCACACUAGAAAUUACUGUUGUACCAUUUGUUCAUGAGCCAUGACAUCACCUUCUGCUUAGUUGCUUCUGAUAGUCAGGCUAUUUAUAGCAUUUUUACUUGUUUUCUUCACUAACAUGUAUCAAGUUAAAAUGCCAAUCUCAGGCAAAACUUCAGGAGCAAGAAUGUGAGGAAACUUCUGCUUAGUCAGGCAAUUUAUAGCCUUUUA